Molecule: messenger RNA, 1125 nt
Organism: Rhinocladiella mackenziei CBS 650.93
Lineage: Eukaryota; Fungi; Ascomycota; Eurotiomycetes; Chaetothyriales; Herpotrichiellaceae
Exons: 3
Coding region: 1-1125 (374 amino acids)
Biological process (GO): formaldehyde catabolic process
Cellular component (GO): cytosol
Molecular function (GO): S-(hydroxymethyl)glutathione dehydrogenase [NAD(P)+] activity; zinc ion binding
Source: RefSeq, a predicted model, not a curated record
AUGAUCACCGAAGCUCUGGUGGUGGCCAAACCCGGCGCACCUUUCAUAUACCAACAAGUCGAGCUCAACGACGUGCUCUGGCCCGACGAAGUGGAAGUCCGUAUCAAGGCCACCGGCGUCUGCCACACAGACUUGAACUUUGCAAAAGAAAAGACCAUGCCGGAGCUGUUUCCCGCGGUCUUGGGGCAUGAGGGCGCUGGCGUCGUCGAACGCAUCGGGGCCAAUGUUACCAGGGUCUCUCGUGGAGAUCACGUUAUUGUCUGCUACAGUUGCUGUGGAAAUUGCAAGUAUUGCCUACGCAAGGAGUCUUCCUACUGUGACCUGUGGUUUCAGUACAACUUCGGCAUUGGGCGAUUGGACGGAUCCAAGGCUUUCUCGUCCACGAGCGAUGGAAGGCGGAUUAGUUCCCACUUUUUCGGGCAGAGCAGUUUUGCGAAAAACAUUCUUGUAUCGGAGAAUGGGCUUGUCAAGGUCGACAAGCACAUUCCCUUUGAGAAGUUGGCGCCCUUGGGAUGUGGGGUGAUGACGGGCGCUGGAGCGAUGCUGAACGUGGUCAACCCGACAUCGGACAUGUCGGUCGCCGUGGUAGGAGCUGGGGCGGUCGGACUGUCAGCAAUAAUGGCGCUGAAACUGCUCCAGUUUCCUCCCAAGAGAAUCAUUGCCGUCGACAUCGUCCCAGCCCGCCUUGAGAUGGCUCGAUCGUUUGGUGCCACUCAUGGAGUGAAUGCAAAGGUCCGACCCAAUCUCAUGAAGGUUCUUAUGGACAUCACCCGUGGACGAGGGGUGGACGGAGCCAUUGACACGACCGGAAGACCAGAGGUUGUGAAGGGACUCAUACAUAGUGCCGCACGGAAAGGGAAAGUGGUGACUGUCGGUGUAGGCGAGCUCUCAGCCGAGGCCUCCCACAAUAUGUUCGAGAUGGUGCAGGCGGGAUGCAGCUACGUGGGAUGCAACCAAGGGGAUUGCUAUCCUCAAGAAUUCUUGCCCGAGUUGUUGACAGCACACCAGCUGGGGAAGUUUCCCUACGACCAGUUGAUCAAAACAUAUGCCGCCGAGGAGGCGGAGCAGGCGGCAAAGGAUAUUUAUAGUGGCAAGACGGUCAAAGCGGUGUUGCUGUGGGAUUGA